This is a messenger RNA of Alosa sapidissima (American shad), 5684 nucleotides long. It is a transcript of the gene cds2, whose product is annotated as CDP-diacylglycerol synthase (phosphatidate cytidylyltransferase) 2. Gene Ontology annotation, molecular function: phosphatidate cytidylyltransferase activity. The record is from RefSeq and is a predicted model, not a curated record. Gene Ontology annotation, cellular component: endoplasmic reticulum membrane. NCBI's taxonomy places the organism in Eukaryota, Metazoa, Chordata, Actinopteri, Clupeiformes, Clupeidae. The transcript is spliced from 13 exons. The coding region runs from base 252 to 1598 and encodes 448 amino acids.
GUCUACUUGUUAGCCUCUGUAGUUGAUGGAACAUACUCCCAUGCGAGUAGGUGGGGCAUGGUAUGGACCAGUAGAGUAGUGGGCCGUCGAACGUGACGAGGAUGUCAGUCAGUAAACUACAGCAGCUAGCUAGCCAGCUAGCAUCUGCCUGAGUGUAUGCUUCAGGGAAUUCUGUAAAAUAUAGCCAACUUCGUUCGUUUUUGUGAACCCAACAUUGGACUCUUUGUUGUGUGACAGACAGACAAGACAAAAUGACAGAACUACGGCAUCGCGGCACCACGGAGAACGAGUUACAGCAUCAACAAUCAGAGGACAAGGGCUCAGACACAGAAGGACGGGCUGAUGGUGCGUCAGACUCUGAGACCAAAGCCGAUGCGGGCAUGCCUGAGGUCCCCGCUCCUGCUGACGACACACCGGAGGUCCUCAACAAGGCCCUGUCAGGACUGUCGUCAAGAUGGAGGAACUGGUGGGUGCGGGGCAUCCUGACUCUGGCUAUGAUAUCCUUUUUCUUCUUCAUCAUCUACCUGGGCCCCAUGGUGCUGAUGAUGAUUGUGCUGUGUGUCCAGAUCAAAUGCUUUCAGGAGAUCAUCACCAUCGGCUACAGCGUGUACCACUCCUACCACCUGCCUUGGUUCAGGACGCUCAGCUGGUACUUCCUGUUGUGCGUGAACUACUUCUUCUACGGUGAGACGGUGACGGACUACUUCUUCACACUGGUGCAGCGCGAGAUGCCGCUGCGCAUCCUCAGCAAGUAUCACCGCUUCAUCUCCUUCGCCCUCUACCUCACUGGCUUUUGCAUGUUUGUGCUGAGCCUGGUGAAGAAGCACUACCGCCUGCAGUUCUACAUGUUUGGCUGGACUCACGUGACCCUGCUGAUUGUGGUUACCCAGUCUCACCUCAUCAUUCAUAACCUCUUCGAGGGAAUGAUCUGGUUUAUUGUGCCCAUCUCCUGCGUCAUCUGUAACGACAUCAUGGCCUACAUGUUUGGCUUCUUCUUCGGACGCACACCGCUUAUCAAGCUGUCUCCCAAGAAGACGUGGGAGGGUUUCAUCGGAGGCUUCUUUGCCACUGUUGUGUUUGGGAUUCUGCUUUCCUAUGUGAUGGCGGGUUGUAGUUACUUUGUGUGUCCGGUGGAGUUCAACAAUGACACCAACAGCUUCACAGUGGACUGCAUUCCCUCUGAGCUGUUCCAGCUGCAGGACUACACCCUCCCCACUGUCCUGGAGUCCAUCACUGGCUGGUCCACUGUGCGUAUGUACCCGUUCCAGAUCCACACCAUCGCCCUGUCCAGCUUCGCCUCCAUCAUGGGACCCUUCGGAGGCUUCUUUGCCAGCGGCUUCAAAAGGGCCUUCAAGAUCAAGGACUUUGCCAACACGAUCCCAGGCCACGGUGGCAUCAUGGACCGCUUCGACUGCCAGUACCUCAUGGCCACGUUCGUCAACGUCUACAUCGCCAGCUUUAUCAGGGGACCCAAUCCCACCAAAGUGAUCCAGCAGCUGCUGGCCCUGCGCCUGGACCAGCAGCUCUACAUCUUCAACUCGCUCAAGACCCACCUCACAGAGAAGGGCCUGCUGCCUGCCGGGGAGGAGGUGGCCUAGGAGGCCCAGGAGGUGCCCUCUCGCCUCAGGGUGGAUGGGGGAGGAGGGCGGAGGAGAUCAUGAACACAAACGAAGAGAGAGGCAGACAAGUCUGACCAACACCCCCCCCUAAAACCAACCCUUAACUAAAGCCUUUGGGUCAUUCCAUUUAGUGUGUGUGUCUGUGUGUGUGUGUGUGUGUCUGUGUGUGUGUGUGUGUGUCUGUGUGUGUGUAUGUGUGUGUGGCUGGCUGGCUGUCAGGAGACCCAUGUGGUCACGCCUCCGUCUCUGAAUGUGUUGUCUGAAUGUCUAUGUUGUUUGUCAGUGUUUCUUUGGUUGUUUGUCAGUGUUUCUUUGGCUUGUCACUGUAUAUUUUUGUGUUGAUGUUUCUUCCAUAUGUCAGGUAGAGCACAGUAUAUAACUACAGUGCAAAGUGCACAAAACACGCGCGCUCCUGAAGUCAGCUAUACAUUUCCACACGUAUACAGUUACAGAACAAUAUAAUAUACUCCUCCUAUGUGUGAAAUAUUUUAUGGUACAUUGCUUUUAUUUUUUACCUUUGUUUUAAUGCACUGCUCCACAAGCCCACACCUUCACUGUCUUUGUUCAAAUUUUAUUUGCUUUGUGCUCCAUUUUUUUGUUGUUGAUGUCAAAUUUUUUGUUGUUGAUGUAUUAGUUUGGUCAGGGAUUUUAGAAUCCAGUAUUUUCUGUCCGUUUGGUGAGCUAACUGUCAAACCUCUUGACCUCUGUGACUCCCUGUUACUCUCUUUCUGUCUUGUCUUUCACACAGUGCUAAGAGGUCCUAGUCAUGUCUGUAGAAGAGCAUCACGUAGCUUCUAGUGAGCGGUUGCGUUCAUUCGGUUCAUUCGGUCCAUUCGGUCCAUUCGAGGUUGCGUUCCUUCAGGCUGCAGCGGAUGCACUAAGCUUUGGAGUCAUGGUGGAUGAGCAUAGAUUGGUUAAUGUUAUUGAGUAGCAUAAUGGAAGUGUUGUGCCAUGCUGUGCUGAUGGACAGUGCUUCUUUCUGGAGCACUGAUGCAGUGUUAGACCAUUGAGCGAUCACCAACUGACAUGAACAACACAUAACUUGAUGGAAAUCUCGUCCUGACAUGGGGGUUUUCUCAUCUGUCUGUUUGUCUAUCCUCCCUCCCUUCCUUCCUCCCUCCCUCCAGUCGUAGCCCCACCUUCUAAUUAAUUUUGUGAAGGAACGAUAGCAGGAUGGUCUCUCCCAUUCCUCCAUCCUCCUAUUGUUCCUUCACAAAAUUAAUUAGAAGGAGGGGCUAAGACUGGAGGGAGGGAGGGAGGAUAGACAAAAAGACAGAUGAGAAAACCCCAUCGUUAUGUUUUAUGGAGGUGUCUUGCGUAGCAUGUAUCAGGGAUGUAGCGGUGGAAAAACAUCCACGUCUGUUGCUGCGGUGUUACAGAUUUGCAGAUGACUCUGUGCUGACCAGAUUCAGGGAUGCUCUCAGUCGUGAGAUGGAACUUGAAUGUAAAGAGGGAGAUGACGUUUGCGGCCCUGGCCCUGUACUCAGACUCAGGGGUCAUGACCCCGAGUUAUAUCUAGUGUUGUAUCUGCAGUUAAGCUUCCCUUGUAUCAGAUGCUUAUAAGUGUUAGCGAACUUGCCUGUCAUUUCAUUCAUAUUUAUUACGAGUGAAGAUCUAUUUCUACUGAUCCAUUCAGAAAGAAUAGUGUAUGUCAUUAAAAUGUCUUGUUUACAUUAGAUAUUUUUAGUUCAUGGGUCGAUUUAUUUUUUAUUUUUUAUAUUAGGAUAGCUAACAGACAGUUACUACAGACUACCUAAUAUAUAUAUACUUAUUUAUAUAUGUGAUGGGUGAAACCAAGAGACAUGUAUAUGGCGUUGAAAAUUGCUUCAGCCUCUGUAGCUGUAUAGCAUGUGCUAUAAAUGUGUUAGCUGAGCUGAAUAAGAUUAUGUCGCCAUCAUAUGUUCUGUACAUUUCUGAAGGGACCAUUCUCCAAACUAUCCAGAGGCCCUGUGAAUCCAGCCCAUGGAAAUCGGAUGGCUUGAAUGCGAUUCAGAAGCCCCCAGGUUCACACGCUGUCUUAAUGACCCACUGUGAUCCUGUGCCAUGUUAAAGGGAUGAUUGUCUCAGCGUGAACCAAACGUGAUCUUAAAAAAAUGAUCCCCACAAAUUUCACUGCCGUACGAUUAGUCUGUUUUUACAGCUAGUAUUAGGAUCCACUGCCACUUAACAAAAAUGGAACCAUCCAACGUGUAUCCUCUGUGUACUAGGUCUCAAACGCUAUUUACCACUGCCCCCACUAACUUCAGUCAUCAGUCAUGUUUGCCAGACCAGUCUGUUGAGCAGGUGUUUUAUGGGGUUUGUUGAUCUGGAUGAGAUUUUGUGUGAGAAUGCUGCAUGCUCACUCAUUUGCCUCAGUUGUCAGUGAAACGGAAAGAGUUGCAGUUACACAUUUAAGCCAGAGCUUGUAGCUAAUGCUGAUGUGUAGCCAAUGCUUUGACUCAAGAAAGGAGACGGUAAAAAAAAAAAGAAAUGUGGCUUUGUCUUUUCUGUUAGUGCAACAAGGCUAUUAACAUCAAGAGGCAGCUUUUUGACUCAGGAUUGUUCCCUGAUUUAAGAGAUGGGCAACGUGAGGUGUUGAAAAUAGGUGUCAUAGGACAGUUUCCCCAGAAUCUGUAUUUUGUUGUUACGAAUUUGUUUAGUUAUUUUUGUAUAGGUAUGAUGACUGGGAUUCAUCUUUCCCUCCCAAAACAGCAAGCCAUAACUUAGCAAGGGUUGGUUGUGAGACGUUUUGUAUGUCCAAGAAUGAUUCUGCCAAAUAAUCCAAGUCGGGGGAUAUUAUUUCACAUGCUAAGAACACAAUUAAUUUGUUUAUUAAUUGUUCAUUUUCUGCCACCUAGAUUAUGAAGACGUACUGUGGCUAACAAAGGGUAAGCGCCUUGAUCAUGGCCAUCUCUCUCGCAACUCAUGUGCUUGGCAAGUCUAGGACGGUCAUAUUGCUUAGCAGGGCGGCCACAACGCUACAGGUGCGCACAGAAAAAGGCCUGGUUAUUUUACUCACUGGUGUACCCCACUGCCAUUCAUACUGUAUUUACAGAGAAAAUAUCAAAUGUUUGUUCUUAUUUCAAUAUUAUGUUGAUUAUUAAGGUGUUAUGUGCUCUUUUCUUUUUUGUAAACCUUUAAAUGGUGUAAGGAAAUCAACAUGUUAUUUGUGAUUAUAUUAAAUGGGUUUUUAAAUAUGAUGGUGCAGAGAUUUUUUUUCUUUUUCAGAUUGUGUGGCUUAUUUGUUCAUUGGUAAUUUUGUUGCUAUUUGCAUUUUGUUGGGCAAAAUUGUAUAGCAGAAUAUAUAGAAUAUACUAUAGAGAAAUAUUUAUAUGUCCUUGUGUAAAGUUAUUGCUUUUCUGUCUGUGGUUAUACUGUAUGUCUAAGUUGAGUAAUUUUUUGUGUUUUUGCAACUCUGUGAUUUGUGCCACCUUUGUCAAAGUGCUAUUCGGUAGCAGUGUCAUGGAUUAAUAAAAUAGAACUUUUGAUGUAAGUUCAUGCUACUUAAAAUGGCAAGUAAAUACUUGAGGGUCACCGAUAUAUAGGCAAACUUUAGUAGGAAUUGAUAUGACACUGAUGGUUUGGGAGCUGAUAGCAGUGGUUUACCCAUAGAUCCCCACUAGGGGGCAAUCUUGCAUCCAGAGAGACUACUUACUACAGCAUCCAGCAGCACCGCCAUAGAGAGCUGACAUGGUGGUUCAGUCCCUGCAGAUAUCUUUAUGGACACGUUCCCCAUCGUAGUGUUGUAUGUGUUCUGAGGUACACUGUCUUCUGCUUGCUGGAAGUGUUUAUACCUGAGUAUUUAGCCCACAGGUAUUGCUUCAGAUGUUUUCAGUUAAUUUGAACAAGUGAAAUAUUCCAUCAUGCGUUCUCUGCUUUGGGUUAGACUUAACAUCGGUUGCCUUUGUGAGGGGGUGAUCAUUUCUGUUUUACACAUUAAACAUUAUAAUUAUUCUCAUGAUUAUCAUUAUUAUUAUUAUUGCUGUUUAUUAUUAUUAUUAUUAUGCACAUUGUGUAAACUGUGCUUUCCCCUGCAGUACACUUUUUUUCAGUCGUUAUUUGCCAUUAAAAGGAAAGCUAAAUAUG